CCCUCUGUGUGAGGUUGAGAAUGGGAAGCGAUGGCUGUGUGUUUCAGACAGGCUCCGAUAUUAACCCUUUGGUGUUGGUUUGCAGCUGUGAGCUCGGGUUCCUCCCUCGUUCUCUCCUCGCUCCUCAGCCUCCUGCUUUUUGCUGGGAUGCAGAUGUACAGCCGGCAGCUUGCUUCCUCGGAGUGGCUGACCAUCCUCGGAGGAUUCCUGGGAUCCAUCCUCUUCCUGUUCUCCCUGACUGUAUCCUUUAGCAUACCUUCAAAAUGCAAAUGUACUUUUCACCCAACCUUUACCAAUAUGGCACACACCAGAGUAGGCGGUGGGGCAUUCCUGUCCAAAAAUGGCGCACAGCAGUGGGGGCCGCUCCGAGUACGGGGCUUUGGGGGGUGGGGGUGGUUAACGAUGGGAUGGCGUGAAGGUCUUGGGGCUGAGACGGUUAGUCAUGACCCUUUGAUGCACUGUGCUCUCUCUCUCUCUCUCUCUCACACUAGUUUUAUCUUCUCCUUAAUCGCCCUGUUCUACAUCAACAAGCUGUCAGCUGCUCUGUACCAGGCCGUACCCCAGCCCACACCCGUCAGCAAGACCACCAAGAAGAAGAAAAAUUGAGGACGUCUUUCCUUCCCCCCCCUCCCCCGCCCUUCUCCAGUGUCGGGGGAGAUGCCGAGAGCACGGAUUCCUGUCUCUGAGCUGACGGCACAAUCCCUAUUCCUCACCGGCCUCCAUCUCCUGACUGCUGGCUGGCUCCUUAAUGGAAUAAAGAGUGUGGGUGUUUCA
This is a messenger RNA of Chiloscyllium plagiosum (whitespotted bambooshark), 774 nucleotides long. The record is from RefSeq and is a predicted model, not a curated record. Lineage: Eukaryota; Metazoa; Chordata; Chondrichthyes; Orectolobiformes; Hemiscylliidae.